GAUCAUGGUUCAGACCCCCGCAUGCAAAACUUUUGCUUGCAGGCAGGUUGCCAUAGUAGGGCAGAAUCAUUUUAUCAAAUGUUGAGAAAUUUAAUUAUUUUAGGUAUUUUAUGUAUAUUAUUAUUGUCAAAAAAUUCCAAUUCUCAAAAAUUAGAGCAAAGUUAUAAAAACAAUAUGACAGGAAUACAUUCUGUUGCUUAUGUCACAGUACCAACAAUAGAAAUUGCCAAGAAAUUGGCUCAUGGAAUAGUUAAAGGUAAAUUGGCAGCCUGUGUAAACAUAAUACCUCAAAUAACGUCUGUUUACGAGUGGAAGAAUGAAAUCAAAGAAGAUGAUGAAUUGUUAUUGAUGAUAAAAACAAGAACGGAAACUAUCGAUGCUCUUACCAAGUACGUAAAAGAAAAUCAUCCGUAUGAAGUGUGUGAAGUUAUAUCAUUACCUAUUCAGAAUGGAAACAAGCAGUAUUUGGACUGGAUAAGUGAAAUUGUACCGAAAUCUUCAAAGUAAGGACAAACUAAAUUAGAAGAUUUUAAUCUUAAUCAUCAAAAUAUUUUGCAGACUUUAAAUUUAUCUCUUUAUUUCUCUAUUAUAUAAUUCAUAUAUAUAUUUUUCACAUUUGGUUCACAACCAUGAAAACCAUAUUUCAAAUAAUUAGCAAAUACAAUAAUCAUGUUUACAAACAUUAAUUGUAUCUUUUAUGUUUAUAAUAAAAAAUUUUAAAAAGAA
Messenger RNA from Leptopilina heterotoma, 726 nucleotides. It is a transcript of the gene CUTA, whose product is annotated as protein CutA homolog. The coding region runs from base 22 to 507 and encodes 161 amino acids. The transcript is spliced from 6 exons. Gene Ontology annotation, biological process: response to metal ion. The record is from RefSeq and is a predicted model, not a curated record. NCBI's taxonomy places the organism in Eukaryota, Metazoa, Arthropoda, Insecta, Hymenoptera, Figitidae. Gene Ontology annotation, molecular function: copper ion binding.